Messenger RNA from Cannabis sativa, 1357 nucleotides. Its product is annotated as chaperone protein dnaJ C76, chloroplastic. NCBI's taxonomy places the organism in Eukaryota, Viridiplantae, Streptophyta, Magnoliopsida, Rosales, Cannabaceae. The coding region runs from base 81 to 1028 and encodes 315 amino acids. The record is from RefSeq and is a predicted model, not a curated record. The transcript has 6 exons.
GUAAAUGUAUAUAUAUCCUCUUAUGAAUUUCAAAGGACUUGCAAAAAUCCCAUAAUCACUUUUAAGAAAGAAAGAAAAAAAUGUCAAUUUCAGUACUUCCCAUCUCCCAAUCGUCCCUGCCAAGAACUUCCCUUAUUCAUGGACAAAAUUUCACAGCAAACAAUCCCACUUGGAGAUGGGGACAGAAGUACUCUGUGAUCAGAUGCUGUAAUGGAAAAGACUGGACGAGAGUGAAGAAAGAGAAGAGUUAUUAUGAAUUGCUUGGUGUUUCAGUUGAUUCUCAACCCCAUGAAAUUAAACAAGCUUAUAGGAAUUUGCAAAAGAAGUAUCACCCAGAUAUUGCUGGCCAAAAGGGGCAUGAGUACACUCUUAUGCUGAAUAAAGCCUAUAAUGUUCUGAUGAGAGAGGAUGAAAGGUGCAAGUAUGAUGUUUCAAUUGGUGAAGUAGUGAGUAAUAGAAGAAACUUCAGCAGAAAUAGACCUGGCUUGGAUUACUACAGUACUUGGAAUGGACCCUUAAGAUCCCAAGCAUUGUUUGUAGAUGAAAAUGCAUGCAUAGGUUUAUUUAAACUUGGGUGCAGAGACUGUGUUCACCAUGCAAGUAAGACAUUCAUGAUGGAUGAAACUCUUGGAUGUGCUAGGGUUAAGGUACAAUUUGGGGACAAUGACCGAAACAUUGAGGUAUCGGUCGAUUCAUGCCCAGUGAAUUGCAUUCACUGGGUGGACAGUGAAGAAUUACCAAUGCUUGAGUUCCUUGUUAAACCUCAGCCGAAAGAAGGCUAUGGUGUAUUUGGAGGAGGGUGGGAGAGACCCAAAAAUGUUUUUAUGGCAGCUAAAUCCUUCAACAAACAACAGGAACAGCAGAAAACCAAUAGAUACCAGCAUCCAAACACUUCAUAUGAAGAAGAAACUCCUGCUCAAGCUGAAGCCCGCACUUAUGCAAGUAAGAAAAUAGAGAAGGAGAAGUUUUCAAGACUAUGGAAUUGGGCAAGAGAAGCAUUUGGUAAGAAUUCAGGGAAUGCAAAGUAAAUAUACAGCUCACUCCCUUUUGUAGAUCAAUAUAGCCUGCACUUGCCUGUUCCAGCACAAACAGCACAUUCAUCUGCAUCCCCAGCAACAUGGCUUAAGCAGUGUUUAAUCCUAUCAUCGACCACAUUCUGCGACCAAGCACUAUAUUACCUACUAAAUACAGCCUUACUAAUAACUAAAUGUAAAAAUCUACCCUAAGAAACCAUAGAUAGUUGAUCACUUGAUCCUAUGUCUGCUGUUUUUCAGUUCAUAAUUGUUCUAGUUAGAUCACAGGGAAUUAAUUUAUGUUGUACAAUAUUAUAAAAUAAAUAGCAAUUUUUUUUUAUUCA